AUGUCUACACCGCUGGCCCCCGCGGGAACGCCGGCUCCCUCCAUUGCCCCUCUGGCACCCGCCCUGGCCGCUAAACCUUCAAUUGCACCCGCCUCGCCUGCUCCAGCUACUCCCGGAUCCAUCACAUCGAAGGAAUGGGUCAUCCCCCCGCGUCCCAAGCCCGGUCGGAAGCCUGCCACCGACACCCCGCCGACCAAGCGAAAGGCACAGAAUCGUGCGGCCCAGCGAGCAUUCCGCGAACGACGCGCUGCUCGAGUGAACGAGCUCGAAGACCAGAUGAAGCAGAUGGAAGAUGAGCACGAUUUGCACACGGCUGCAUUCAAGGAACAGAUUUCGAACCUGUCCCACGAGGUUGAACAAUGCCGGAACGAGAUGGCUUGGUGGCGAGACCGCUGCCACGCCUUGGAGAAGGAGGUUUCUGUGGAGAAGAGUGCCAAGGAGGCGCUUGUGAAGGAGUUCCGAUCGUCGUUUGCGGAUAGAAACACGACCCAGUCGGACGCGGUGCCUCUGCCGCCUCGAGGUCAGAAGCGGAAGAAUGCUGAAUCAACCCGCGUACACACGACUGAAUCUACUCGAGAGGAAGUCCCCUUAGGCUGUGGAAGCUGCUCUACUGCUCAUUGUCAGUGUAUCGAAGAUGCGUUUGCUAUGCCUGGCGUGGAGACUCACGAGUCUAACAAGCGCCGCUCCGAACCCGAAAUUAAGCCUGAGCCAGAGGAGAUGGAGGUGGAUUUUACUUCCCGCUUCGCCGCUGCUCCACCCCCAGAGGACCAUAGCUCGCCGUCUAUCGCAUCUCCCGUUGACCCUUGUGGGUUUUGCCAGGACGGCACUCCCUGCAUUUGCGCCGAGAUGGCCGCCCAGGAAGAUGAGCAUCGACAGCGGGAAAAUUUUGAGAACAACCGACUUGCCCCGAUCCAAAAUUUAUCGCAGUUCACCCCACCUCCAUCAGAUGGUGAUGUCCGGUCCGAAGUGACUUUGCCUUCUAUCAGCGAGGCUACCAAUCCCUGCGCCAACGGACCUGGUACCUGUGCCCAGUGUAUGGCGGAUCCCCGUAGCACACUCUUCUGUAAGACCCUGGCUGCAUCGCGGGCAGGUGGUAUUGCUCCUCGCGGUGGGGGAGGCUGCUGCGGUGGCAAAGGCGCAGACGGUGGAUGCUGCGGUGGUGGUGGUGGUGGUGGUGGUGCACGCAGCAAACCUGUCCCUAAACCAACAUUGAGUUCCAGAGACUCGCCAUCUUUGACCCUCUCCUGUGCCGACGCUUUCACCACUCUCUCACGACACCCCAAGUUCUCGCGCGCUAGCGACGAGCUCUCCUCCUGGCUGCCCAAGCUCCACAUGCUCCCGAACCCGCGGGAUCUGGAACUGGCAGAGAAGUCCAACGCUCGGGCUGCGAUGGAAGUCGAAGCCGCGAGUGUAAUGGGCGUGUUACGGUACUUUGACCGACGGUUCGCUGACAAAUAA
Molecule: messenger RNA, 1458 nt
Organism: Aspergillus chevalieri
Lineage: Eukaryota; Fungi; Ascomycota; Eurotiomycetes; Eurotiales; Aspergillaceae
Gene: hapX
Product: bZIP transcription factor HapX
Exons: 1
Coding region: 1-1458 (485 amino acids)
Cellular component (GO): RNA polymerase II transcription regulator complex; nucleus
Molecular function (GO): DNA-binding transcription activator activity, RNA polymerase II-specific; transcription cis-regulatory region binding
Source: RefSeq, a predicted model, not a curated record